Gadus macrocephalus (Pacific cod) is the source of this 1376-nucleotide messenger RNA. It is a transcript of the gene leng1, whose product is annotated as leukocyte receptor cluster (LRC) member 1. The transcript has 5 exons. Lineage: Eukaryota; Metazoa; Chordata; Actinopteri; Gadiformes; Gadidae. The record is from RefSeq and is a predicted model, not a curated record. The coding region runs from base 157 to 1077 and encodes 306 amino acids.
UGUAUCUUCGGCGAGAAGCUACUGUAGUUAGCAAGCCAAAUGUUUAUAUAUGGUUUAAUGUUGUAGCUCAAUUAUACUUGAUUGUAUUUUCUCCAUAUUGGAAAGCUAACUGGACCAGUACGUCUAUCUAGCUGCUUGCAGCGUUGAGUUGGCAUUAUGAACAUCCUUCCCAAGAAGAGCUGGCAUGUCCGUAACAAGGACAACAUCGAGCGCGUGCGGAAGGACGAGGCCCAGGCUGCAGAAGAGGAGCUCGAGGCCAAACGUCGCGUGGAGCGCGCUGAGCGAGAGGCACGCACAGAGUUUCUGAGGAAUAAAUCCCGAGCUGCUCUCCAACUGGAACAUGGAGGGAAGACUGAGGAACUGAGUGGUCCAGGAAGGAAAGAUGAGGAAACGAGUGGACGAGGAAUUAAGGUUGAGGAAACGAGUGGACCAAGUGGAAUCCUGGAACAUCUCAACUUGUUCCCCCUGGAAGAUUCUUCUGAGAAGAAGGGGAAUGAGGAGUAUCUCAAAGAUAAGAAAGAUGAGAAGGAGAAACAGGAGCGAGCCAUCGGGCUCCUGGUGUCCCUGGGACCUCAGCCUGGCACUGAGGUAACCCCGUGGUACAUGAAGACCGAGAAGGAGAAGGAGGAGGAGAAGGAGAAACGGAAGAAAAAUCCAAAAGAGUCCGAGAAGGGGAUGAGGAAAGGAGCCACGGAGGAGGAGAAGGAGAAGCGUGACCGUAGGCUGAAGGACAUGCUGGACCCCAUGAAGGACAUGAGGAAAGCCCUGGCUAUUAAGGACCGCAAGGAGCCCAAGAGCAAGAGGAGGGAGAAGAGGCCCAGAGCAGAGAUGAGCAGUGGACCCAGCUCCAUGGAGAAGCUGCGUGCGGAGCGGCUCCAGAGGGAGGGGGAGGAGCGGCGGCGGGCCCAGGCCCUGAUCGACCAGAGGAACGGCAAGGUGGCGGACAGGGAGCCGGGCAGGGGGCCAGCGGCCGAGGAGCGCGAGAGGCCCUACAACAGCGCCUACUUCCCGGAGCUGGCUCGCAAACGCCAACGCAAGGACCGGGACAGCUGGCGAGACGAGAUCCUGAAGUCGUGAAGUGAUGUCCAGCUAUAGAAGGACUAUAAGGGCCGUCAGAGUGCCGAUUGGCAGCCGAUGAACUGGAAUGUGUGCUGUGUACUGGGAUGUGUGCUGGGAAUGAAAGGUCCGAUACAAAACUGGAUGUUAUUCAGGGUUGAAUAAUAUGUCAAUCAACUUCAAAGUCAGACUGUUCUUACCAUAUAUAGAGAUGCAUUUUCUAUGGAAAUAUACAUCCUAUUUUGAAAGUGUCCAUUUUUGUGAUGUAUUUUUUUUCAGGAUUCUUAUUUCUGAUUUAACUCAAAGAAACCUUAUCAGAA